CAGCAUCAAACAAGCAGACGGCGGCACAAACAAACGGACAGGCAGCCAAACAAACAACACUGAGAUACGCCAACAAACGCUGUUGGGCAGUCGGCGGGAGACGCAGACUCCUGCAGGGUCAGAGCGCAGACUGGGAAUCCUUAGGGCAGGCCGAGUCGAAGUCGAAGUUGAAGUUGAGGUUGAGAGGUCUGCAAUCUGCAGUCUGGAGUCUGCUGUGUCGGUAGCCGGUAGUCCACCGCAUUGACGAAUCACAUCAAAGUGGAACACAAACUCAGGGUCAAGCCAAACAGACAUGUCAAAUGUCGCAGAGCGACGACAAGGAGCAGAAAAGGACACUCAACGAGAAGACGAGCAAGACGAUGCAGAGCCUGCCGAAGAUGAGGAACAAGCAGCAACAUCUCUUACCGCAGCAAAUUCGCAUUGACUGUGCGCUAACAGCAGGGAACACCAUAAUAUUUUGGUUGCUCCGCAGGACUCGCAGCGCUAGAGCGAGACAGAUAGAGUGGGCAUAUGUAAGUCAGACAGAGAGAGAGCGAAGCAGUCUAUGCAUUUUCGAUGGAAUUCGAAAACCGAAACAAUUUAUUCAUGAGCAAUUAGCCACGGUGUUGUAUUUGUCAACAUUUAGGCACCAGCAGCCUCACACAGCUCGCAACUCGCAGCUCGUAGCUCGCACUGCUCUCGGCCCAGUGGCACCGGAUUAGACGAUUUGUGGGCACGCAUUUGCAAUGCCUACUGCAGCACUAAUUGGGCCCGGGAUGGGACUCAAUGCGAAGAAAGGUAAUUGAGAAAUUAUAGAGACAGAGAAAGAGAGA
Molecule: messenger RNA, 812 nt
Organism: Drosophila arizonae
Lineage: Eukaryota; Metazoa; Arthropoda; Insecta; Diptera; Drosophilidae
Source: RefSeq, a predicted model, not a curated record